Molecule: messenger RNA, 1553 nt
Organism: Gossypium raimondii (Peruvian cotton)
Lineage: Eukaryota; Viridiplantae; Streptophyta; Magnoliopsida; Malvales; Malvaceae
Exons: 4
Coding region: 838-1242 (134 amino acids)
Source: RefSeq, a predicted model, not a curated record
UGGUUUCUGCUUUUUAUUUCUUAGUAUUCAUAAAAAGGGAGAAGAGAGAGCAAAGAAAUCAAAAAAUGGCCUUUAUAGCCGAGUAUUACAAUCGUUUUCUUCUCUUUUUUUUCAUUUCUCUGUUGUUUCUUCUUUUGCCCUGGUUGUUGCGUGUUUGGUCUUUGUUUUGCAGGUGCUGUAGGUGCAGGUGGGUGAGGCGACGUGACCGUGGCGGUGCUGGUCAGAAGUGGCGGUGGCAGGGCAAGUGGGCUAGGUGCGGCGGCUAGGGUUAGGGGGCUGGGGUUUUCUUUUGUUUUUUUUCUGAAAAUGGGUAUUGGGUUUUUUAGGUUUUGGGCUGUGGGUUAGUUUGGGCUUGUUUUUGGGUCUGUUUGGGUAGUGGUUAAUUGUUUUUGUUUUCUGAUUUGGGCCGGAUUGGGUUAAUAUUUUUGGUACUAGGCCCGGGUAAAAUUGGGUCUGUACAGAUGGCACAUCAACAAUUAAUUUUUUAAUAUUUAAAAAUUUAAAAAAAGUAUUAAAUAAAUUAUUAAUGUUACUAAAAAGUAUAAUAAAAAUAAAAAGUAUAAUAAAAAAAUAAAUUAUUAGAUGUAGUAUCCAUUAUCGCGCUAAUGGAUGUAUAUCGCGCGAGCGAGCGAGCGAGCUUACUUUAGCAUGUGGGGCCAUGUUCCUUUUUUCUACUAAUAAUGGUAAAACGCGCGAUUGCGUCCGCUUAUCGACCAAUAUCGUGCGUUAUCGACAGAGGAGGAAACAAAUUUGUCUUCGAUUAUAUAUGGUGGAGGAAAUAUUUGCAUAUAUUAAGUUUUAAGGUUUUAAGGAGGAAAAACUUUUGCCUCUGAAACUAUGGCUCCAUUCUCUUUACGUAGCCGUCUUCAGGCUUCUGCGCUAAGCAAGAGGCGUCUCAAAUCCAAAGCCAAGCAUGGGAGGAAAGGGAUGAAGAACAUGGAGGAAAGCUUCAAAAGAUUGAAAUCUGAAAUGGAAGAAAUAAGCGAGGAACAAAAGAAUAUCAGGGAAGGGCAAAGGCAAGUUAAAGAAAAAUUCGGAAUCAUCGAAUCCGAGUGCGAGGAAUUGAAGAGGGAAACUAGGCUCAUAAUCCAGCAAAGUGCCAGAACUCAGGUUAAACUUGCUCUUAUGUUCCGCAUACUGAAAGCAAGGGAAGCCGGCGAGUUGAAUACCGCUGCCACUCUCACUGAAAUGCUCCGUGAAAUAGUAGGAAGAGAGAGGGAGGAAAGCAAAGCUGACAUCUGAAUGACUAUGGUAAGCUUCCUCGGUGCAGCUGCUCCAAAUGUUAAGAACUAGAAGUGUGUGACAAUUAAGCGCGUGUUAUCUUUCAGCAUUGCCGUUUUGUUAUUAAGUACUGCUAAUCUACGUCGUUUCUUGUUUGGUAUGUUAAACUUAGAACUUAUCAAACCUUUUUUCUGUUGUGUGUCUAAGGUUGAAUAAACAAAAUAUGGUGACUUGAAAACAACAGAAGUUAAAAGUAAACUAGUUAUUGUUAUGCUGAACAUAUACCUUAAAUUGCCAACAUUGUGCAUUGUCUUGUUUGCUUCGUCUUUGUA